Molecule: messenger RNA, 840 nt
Organism: Acromyrmex echinatior (Panamanian leafcutter ant)
Lineage: Eukaryota; Metazoa; Arthropoda; Insecta; Hymenoptera; Formicidae
Product: Glucosidase 2 subunit beta
Biological process (GO): N-glycan processing
Cellular component (GO): glucosidase II complex
Molecular function (GO): protein binding
Source: RefSeq, a predicted model, not a curated record
GUACAAAUAGACUUGCUAACCGCGUCGCACGUUCGAAUUGAAAGAGGCAUAGGUACUCGAUAAUUGUAAUUACCCGCGAUACACUCUGCAGAUGUUUGCGCUAUGACGAUCCGGCACGGUGUUGAUACACGAAACAUCACUUUCAGAAGAGAUUUGCUCCGCGAUAGUGUUCGACGGUAACGGUUAGCUGGCAAACAUGAAGACUGAGGUAUCCUGGAAGCGACGUCUUCUGCGAAAGAAGAUUAAGUACAUGCUGGUGUGCGUGCUCGUGGUCGCCGUGAUAUUCGUGAUCCAUCAGCUAUUCUACUUUAAAGAAUUGAACCAAGAUACCGUAGGCAAGCUGAUUGCCGGCUCGGUGAAAGAUACCCAUCGUGUUGUUAUCGGCAAGCAAGUUGAUAAGUGGAAUCAACCAUAUCAUUCGAAACUCAUUCGCGACACGAAUGGUCAAACGGUAUCAUUGCGUGGUACACGGGAUCAGGAUAUAGCCAAGUAUCUUCCCAACAUCAACGGGAAAUUUGUAUGUUUUGUUUCGAAGAGGGAGAUUGAUUUUGUAAAGAUCAAUGAUGAUUAUUGUGACUGUCCAAUAGACGGUAGUGAUGAACCAGGUACUAACGCCUGCAACAAUGGUUUCUUUAAUUGCGAGAAGAGUUCAAAAAAGUCAGCAGUAAGAAUACCAUCGUACAAAGUCAAUGAUGGACAUUGUGAUUGUUGUGAUGGUUCUGAUGAAUGGUCUGAAGCUGCAGUGUUGUAUAAACUCAGUAAAUUAAAAAUAACUUUUUAUGGACCUAAAUGUCCAAACAAAUGUUAGUGAAGAAAAUGAAGUAUAAUUCAUAUCGGAGG